AUGUCGAGCAUGUCGAGCAUCCCGCACGAGGAGCUGCCCAUCCUCGAGGCGCUCAUCAACAUCCGAAACAGGCUCACCGCAUUGAAAAAGGACAGCUCCGAGUUCAUUCGAUCUCACGACGUUCAACAGCUCUAUCAACAAGUCAUCAAACAGGUGACCAAGCUCAACGCCGUACGAGACGAACAGCAGGCCAACGCACAGGCAACAUCCACCGCCAGCUCCACCUCGGAUCACCACGAGCAAGCCGAUCCAUCCGAUGCCAACGCCACAGACGAUUCGCCCGUCCUCCAGCACAAUCGAGUCGAUACAACGCUCAACGACGUCUUUUCUCUUCUUAGUCUCUUCUUCCUCACCAUCGGACGCAGCCGAGAGUCUCCUGCCACCUUUUCUCAGCUAAGCUGUAUGAAACAAUUGCUCGAUCAUCUGCAGGAGUCCGGUAUCUACACCGAAGCCGACCUGCAACCUUUCGGCUCGCGUCUGACCGAGCUGCGCGAGAUCAUCCGCAGAGACGGCGAUGGCGGCCGACAUCCGCCCCAACUCACCAAGCUUAUGACGCGCAAACUAGAGACGUGCGAAAAGACAGUUCGUAAACUCGAGGGAACGCUCAAGGUACUUUCCGUCGAGCUCGUUCCCAUCCAUCAGAAGAUCAUCUCAAUCCGUCGGCAACUGGCAGCAGCAGCAGCCAAGCCCAAACCGGCGCGAGCAGAAAUCAAGCAGUUGCAGGAAGAGCUUCGAAAGAUCGACGCCAAGCGGGUCGAUGGUAAGUUCUUGGGUCCCGGAGGCAGCUCGGUGCCCGCAGGUCAAGCGAUCCUCGUCGGUCUAUUGGAAGAGUGCUUCGAGAUUUGCCACGACAUGACGGUGCGCAACGACGAGGUUCCUAUGACACUGCAGCCCAUUUACGACCGACUUGUCGAGAUCAAGUCACAACUCGAGCAUCUCGUCUUGACACAUCGAUGGACGCUGCGAGAGACGGAUCUUUGGAACUAUCAGGUGACGCUCAAGGAGAUCGACCGACUGCGCGUCAAUGGCAAGUUUGUCGACUCGGAGGGCAAACAGCCCGAGGGACAACUUGUUCUUCUCUACUUGCUUCGAAGAUGCUACGGUCUCAUCUACCGGCUCGUCGCUUCGUCCGAGCCCAUCUCGGAAGAAUUGAUGCCCAUCAGCAACAAGCUAUCUACCGUGUCCAAAUGCCUCAAAGAAGUCUCCAAGUAUGGAGGUCCCUUCACCAUGCGCGAUCUGUAUCCCUACCGCUUGGCACUGCACCAGAUCGAUGGCAUGCGAAGCAAAGUGCUCGACAAGGACGGCAACGACACGGGUGUACGAAAGUGGCUCGGACGCGACGGCAGCGUGCCGGAAGGCCAGGCCAUUCUCCGUGCGCAGUACGAAGAGGUGGAGCAGACGAUCGAGGAGAUGCUCAACCGCGAAGAUGACGAUGAUGAUGACGAAGAGGAAGACAUCUGGGACGGCGACACUGCUUCCAGUGCCAGUGUUUCUGGCACGGAAUCCGCCGCAUCGGAUAGCGAAGACGACGGUGAAGGUCCCUCGGCUGAUAUGGUCCGGCAGGCAUUGUUGGCACGAGGAGGACCCAUGAUCGGCAUGGCACCACCAGAUCAACCAGCCACGCAGCCCAAUUCGGCGGUAGCAUCGCGCCAUGCCAGUACGGCCUCGAGCUUGGCUGGUCGAGACAGCGGAUUUGGCAGCGGAUUCACCUCGAUGACGCCACUCUCGGCUAUGCCAGCUGCAACUCCUGCAGCGCCAACAAGUGGUCACGGCAGCAUUGCUAGCUCCAGCGCUGCGACAUUGCGCGCGGCUGCUACGAAUGAUACCAAUGGAGCUCACAGUGCUGCAGAUCUCGCAGCGGUGACGCCGAUCGCGCCUGCAGCUCCAUCUCCGAAACCAGUUAUUGGCUCUCCUUCGAAGGCAGCAAAGUUGGAAGUGGAUUCGGCUGCGGCGCCCGCCUCUUCUUCCGCAGUGUCGGCCAUGACAAGCCCUAUUCCAGCUGCUGUCGCUUCUCCCACCACAUCGCAGAUCCGACCACAAAAGAUUGGUCGUGAUUUCCGCGACGGCGUCGGCGACUUGACAGGUCUCAGCUCGCGCUCGCCUCCAGUCAACGCAGCCGAUGGCAAGACUUCUUCGCUGAGCGCUCUCGUUCAAGCCAGCUCUACGGCAUCUAUGUCAGCAUCUGGCGGAGCAGAGCUUUUGCCACUGGGAGCUGCCCCACUCGCAGUCCCUACGCUGGGCAUUCUGGAAGAGCAGAAGCGAUCCGGCCCUGGAACGGGCACCCAGAUCGACGCUCUGACUCAAGGGUUCAAGGACACUUCGAUCAACGAUGUGCUGUCGAGCUCCAUCGCUACUGCAGACACUGCGCCGGGCAGCAGCACCCCUUGA
Molecule: messenger RNA, 2388 nt
Organism: Mycosarcoma maydis (corn smut)
Lineage: Eukaryota; Fungi; Basidiomycota; Ustilaginomycetes; Ustilaginales
Exons: 1
Coding region: 1-2388 (795 amino acids)
Cellular component (GO): nucleus; cytoplasm
Source: RefSeq, a predicted model, not a curated record